This is a messenger RNA of Paramecium sonneborni, 639 nucleotides long. NCBI's taxonomy places the organism in Eukaryota, Ciliophora, Oligohymenophorea, Peniculida, Parameciidae. The record is from the annotation of a GenBank genome assembly.
UAAACAUCUUACUUUAUCUUAGUUAAAAUAAAAAGGAGAGCAGCAAUCUCUCUUUUAAUUCCAUGUUUAGAUUAACAAGAAGAAUGCUAUUUACAUGUAGAAAUGAGAAAUAAAGAGAGAAUUUCACAUCUAAAUUUUCAUAAUUUUGAUUUAUGAUGAAUCACAGUUCCUUAAAAAUAGAAGGCUUAUACAAAGGUUUAAAAUAAUUAUUAAUAUUAAGGGUAGUAUCAUAAUCAGAUUAUGAUAUUAAUCAUAUCCUUCUUUAUCCUUCUUCUUCAUAAAUAGUGAAGAACUUAAUAUAUAUAAUGAAUUCAAUAAAUCACUCGGACAAAAUGAGACUUGCUUAUUAAGUGUAAAUCGUAUUAUUUAAAAAAAAACGAAUAUGGUAAGCAUUCAAUACUUUAAUAGUUAGAAUCUCAAUACAUCUAAUAUAAUUUAUGUUUAUUGCAAAACCUUAAUAUAACAAAAUAACAAACAAAAUUAGCCAGUCAUGUUCUAAGAAAUAAUUGCCGAGAAUGUAGAUUUUAAUAAUAGGAUUCUGUGUAAAUCUAAUUAUAUUCAAAACUUAAACAGAAUCAAGUCUUUAUUAAUUUUAAUUAAUUGUAGCAUGAUUAAGAUUUAUAGAGCAUAAAUGCUGUG